Messenger RNA from Petromyzon marinus (sea lamprey), 2446 nucleotides. The record is from RefSeq and is a predicted model, not a curated record. Lineage: Eukaryota; Metazoa; Chordata; Hyperoartia; Petromyzontiformes; Petromyzontidae.
GUGCAGUUUUGCAUUUUUAUGAGGUUUUUUAGCUUAGUUAAGUGCAAAUAUAAAAAUAAGAAUUUAGAAAUUAGAAAUUAAAUGUUCUAACCAUUUUCUCCUUCUUGGGAUUAUUUCAUAAUCCAAAAUGGUUAACAUUAUGUUGUUGUUUCUCAGUGUUAUACGAUUGUACUUUAUCAUAUGCUAUAAUUAAAAAAUGUUUCUUUGUGUGUGUGGACUAGUUUAACGGGACCUUUCUCACUUUCAGACAUCAAACAUGAAGAACCAAUGGGCAAUGAUCGCCAUGCUCAUCCUGACUGCACGUGUCAUGAAAUCUCAAACCCAAGCCAGCACACCAGCAGAAGACACAACAUACGACACAUAUCCCACAGACGCAUCAUCAACAGAAGGCUCUUCAUCAUCAGAUGCUAUCUCAGACAGUACUGCAUUCACAUCAGAAUUUCAAUCAGAUUCCUCAACAUCACCGGACAUUGGAUCAGAAACUACAUUAGAUGUCAGCACAUCACCAACACAAAACACACCAUCAAGUGCUUCAGAAUCAUCACCAUCUGCAAACGCAGCAACGACUGAUUACGUUUCAGCGACAUCAUCACUAUCGGAUUCCACUGAAUCUGUAAGUGCAUCAGAUCCAACUGCUUCAGAAUCAUCACCAUCAGUAAACACAGCCACUACUGAUUACGUUUCAGCUACAUCACCACUAUCGGAUUCCACUGGAUCUGUAAGUGCAUCAGAUCCAACUGCUUCAGAAUCAUCACCAUCAGUAAACACAGCCACUACUGAUUACAUUUCAGCGACAUCACCACUAUCGGAUUCCACUGAAUCUGUAAGUGCAUCAGAUCCAACUGCUUCAGAAUCAUCACCAUCAGUAAACACAGCCACUACUGAUUACGUUUCAGCGACAUCACCACUAUCGGAUUCCACUGAAUCUGUAAGUGCAUCAGAUCCAACUGCUUCAGAAUCAUCACCAUCAGUAAACACAGCCACUACUGAUUACGUUUCAGUGACAUCACCACUAUCGGAUUCCACUGAAUCUGUAAGUGCAUCAGAUCCAACUGCUUCAGAAUCAUCACCAUCAGUAAACACAGCCACUACUGAUUACGUUUCAGUGACAUCACCACUAUCGGAUUCCACUGCAUCUGUAAGUGCAUCAGAUCCAAAUGCUUCAGAAUCAUCACCAUCUGCAAACACAGCCACUACUGAUUACGUUUCAGCGACAUCACCACUAUCGGAUUCCACUGGAUCUGUAAGUGCAUCAGAUCCAAAUGCUUCAGAAUCAUCACCAUCUGCAAACACAGCCACUACUGAUUACAUUUCAGCGACAUCACCACUAUCAUAUUCCACUGGAUCUGUAAGUGCAUCAGAUCCAAAUGCUUCAGAAUCAUCACCAUCUGCAAGCACAGCAACUGCUGCUUACGCGUCACCUACAUCGCCACUGUCAGGGGCCACUCCGCCUGUAGGUCCAACAGGCCCAAGCAUUUCACCAUCAGCAAACACAGCAACUGCUGCUUACGCGUCACCUACAUCACCACUGUCAGGGGCCACUCCGCCUGUAGGUCCAACAGACCCAAGCACUUCACCAUCAGCAAACACAGCAACUGUUGCUUACGCAUCACCUACAUCACCACUGUCAGGGGCCACUCCGCCUGUAGGUCCAACAGGCCCAAGCACUUCACCAUCAGCAAACACAGCAACUGCUGCUUACGCGUCACCUACAUCACCACUGUCAGGGGCCACUCCGCCUGUAGGUCCAACAGGCCCAAGCACUUCACCAUCAGCAAACACAGCAACUGCUGCUUACGCGUCACCUACAUCACCACUGUCAGGGGCCACUCCGCCUAUAGGUCCAACAGGCCCAAGCACUUCACCAUCAGCAAACACAGCAACUGCUGCUUACGCGUCACCUACAUCACCACUGUCAGGGGCCACUCCGCCUGUAGGUCCAACAGGCCCAAGCACUUCACCAUCAGCAAACACAGCAACUGCUGCUCACGCAUCACCUACAUCACCACUGUCAGGGGCCACUCCGCCUGUAGGUCCAACAGGCCCAAGCACUUCACCAUCAGCAAACACAGCAACUGCUGCUUACGCGUCACCUACAUCACCACUGUCAGGGGCCACUCCGCCUGUAGGUCCAACAGGCCCAAGCACUUCACCAUCAGCAAACACAGCACAAUCAGCGGCAACAGAUUCCUCCUCCCUCACACGUACAACAUCCCCAACAAAUACACUGAGUACGCCCCCACCGACAGCCCCUUCUACUAAAACGACUACCGCCACUACAACUAAAACUACAAAACCAACCACAGGUAAAUGCAAUAUCUUAUUUGACAAUGUUCAUUCCUCUGGCCUCAUUCCACCACACAUUGCAAGAGCUUCUGCUUCAGCAACCAAAUUGCCUUUACAUUUGUUCCUAUUCAGCCUGUGGCAUAACUCACAGACUUUAUAA